AUGUACUCGCCCGAUAACGAAAACAUUGCGACAGGUGGAGACAAAGAGAAUGCAGUCAAAAUCUGGGAUAGCGAGACGGGCAAGUUGAUCACCACACUCAAACACGAUGGGGUAGUGUACAGCUUGGCGUGGACGUCGGACGGGAAGAAGCUUAUCUCCGGGUCAUAUCACCUGAUUAGGAUAUUCGACACAGCCACUUGGCAGCAGAUUGCCUUUCUUGAGGGACACGAAUCCACUGUUGACGACAUCUGCUUGUCUCCGAACAACCGCUUCCUUGCAAGUGUAUCAUCACUUGAACAAACAGCGCGUCUAUGGAAUCUCGACACGAAUCUCCCGAUCGGACCACCCCUCCAGCAUGAAGAUCGUUUGUGGUCCGCAGCACUUUCCGCUGAUGGAAAAGUGCUAGUCACUGGUUGCGAAAAUGGAAAUGUGUACACAUGGGACAUUCACGCCAUCCUCAAAGAAGCUGGCCUUGAAGACCUGCUACCCGCUGGUAGCAAUAUUGCACCCGGGCCAAAAGACAGACUCGAACAGAAGACAUCUCAAGGCAAUUCAGGAAUAGAGCGAACCCCCCGCCCUUCCCUCAGUGACAAGUCGUUUUUGGAAGCUGAUGCCACGCGAUGCCACGACGAGUUCGGGGGUCAUGCCGAUGAACUCCCACCUAGAUUUUUGAUGGCAUGGAAUCCGAGGUUCGUCAUGUGCAUUUCUAUUACAUCCUUUUUGUCCUCAUAUCUGUGCUCUCAGUCCUCCCAUAUGGGUGAUGCCCAUCCUCAUUCCUCGGCAAGUGCACUCCUUGCUCGCCUAUCCUCUCUCCUCCACCGUUUUCGACACGACAAUGCUGAAGCAACCGAACGUCCGCAACCAUCAGCGCUUUCGGGGUUACAUCCACAGGUGCUCCUCGCUCGCCUUUCAUCGCUCCUUCACCGUUCACCACCUGAAAAUGAUGCAGCCAAUGAAACUCAGCAACCGUCCACGCCUUCACGGUUGAAUCCACAUGCACUCCUCGCUCGACUGUCCUCACUUCUUCCCCAUUCUCGACCCAAUACCGAAGCAGACACCGAACUUCAUCCCACAACACAUUCGGGUUCACGUCCAGAUGCACUCAUCAGUCGUCUGUCCUCACUCUUCCGCUCUCAACCCCACACCAACCAAGAAAUAGAACUCCCGCAACGCCCAUGGCGUCCUCAUGUUGUCCAAGUGGCUCCAAUGCGGGACAGGGAGGUAUUGUUUGUUGCUCCGCGGUCGCCACCAGAUCGUCCACACGCUCAGCCUAAUGGUACUGCCACACCAGGUGCAAGACCUGCGUAUCCACUUGCCCUCCGAUUGUUGGCCCAUCUCGUGCUUUUUCUCUGCUGUGCGUCUCCUCAAUACCCCGAUGGAAAUGCACAGCCAACACAGCAGCAGCAAGAUCAAUCACAAGCUCCGAUCCAAACCCAGGUGUCAUCACUGCAGACUCAGCCAGCCGCCCCCUCGACGUCCACGAUACCUACUGCUCUUGACAAUCGCACUACUACUCCAGGUGCGGCAAGCGCGUAGCCACGGCGCCUUCCAUUGCAGACCUGUUUUGUUGUUUUUCUCUGUUGUACAUCUUCUCCACACGCAGAUGGACACUCACACUACAGCACGCGGACACCUAUCUCAUAUGUCUAGGCUUUUUAUAAUCACUAUUGUCUCGUUGUGCACGCCAAA
Suillus clintonianus is the source of this 1689-nucleotide messenger RNA. RefSeq lists its product as uncharacterized. Lineage: Eukaryota; Fungi; Basidiomycota; Agaricomycetes; Boletales; Suillaceae. The record is from RefSeq and is a predicted model, not a curated record. Gene Ontology annotation, molecular function: protein binding. The transcript is spliced from 4 exons. Bases 1 to 1536 code for a protein of 511 amino acids.